AUGGAUAUCAAAUACGAAGACGAAGCCUGUGCGACAAGUUUCAGACUCCUUCGAAAAUUUGCGAAAAUGGAGAAGGAGAAAAAGGGCCUUAAAGCGCAGAUAAAGAAGCUGAGGAAUCUCCUUCGCCAUUCAUCCAAAGAGACUGAAGGUGAGCGAACAUACGCAAACACGGUUUCGUCGGCUGUGUCGACAGAGGAGAAAGAAAAUAGUAGGUCGCUAUAGCUUGAUAUGAAUGACAACCAGUGUCUUUUGCGAGAAAACCGUGGUCAGGCGAAAUCUCAGCGAACAAAAAGAAAUCUCAGGGUACCUCAAAAAGGCACAGAGAGUCAUACAAGGGAACAAGAGCGGGUUACACCGCAGACGAAAAUCGUGCCGCUGAAAACGAAAAAUUAUCAAAAUGUCGUAGUAAACAGGCAGUCAUGCGUUAGUCCUGCCGAGUCAAACCUUCCUAAAUCGGUGGAAGGCGGUAGCCGGGAUAUCCGCGGUGAAGACUCUGCAGGUAUGAUUGAAACACAAGGUCGUCUAGUUGAUCGCAGUUAAUGCAUUGUUAUAAAGGGCAUACCUGACCAACCAAGACGUUAAAAAUUGUCUUCGAGAAUGACGAACAGGCGCAACUUCUUUUGAGCAGGAAAUCUGCGCUCCAACAUGCUCAUCCAUUGGUUUUUUCAGCGGGACUUUUCACCCGCGGAGCGAGAAAAAUGGAGGGGGCUCAAAUUGGAAGUCCUCAGGCGGACGAGUCUGGGCGAGACGAAUCUCAGAAUAGUGGACGGAAAGAUUAUACGCGUUCAGAGACCAUUCCUCUGGAGAAAGCCCAUAACUUUAACAGCUUAGGAGUGAUGGAAAGCAGUUCAUCCCGAUCAGGUCCCAUCGGCUUUUGCACUCAAUCCCAGGAAAUGGAUAAACGCCUGUACGCCGGAGUUGCUCGUGCCAAAUUAAGAUUUUUGCAUACCAAUGCUUAAAGUCUCGUUUCGAGGAUCGAAGAACUAAAAACGAUAGUUUCCGAAUGAAUCCCUGACGUCUUCGCCAUAACGGAAACUUGGCUUAACACCGAAAUCGUGAGUGCUGAGAUUUCGAUACCGGGUUACCAGCUCUUUCGCAGAGACCGUCAAAGUAGACAGGGUGGUGGGGUAGUCUUAUAUGUAGGGGCAGGAAUUUCUCAGUUGAACGAGCCCACGCCCUCUCCCUUGAAUAUGAAUCCGUCUGGAUAAAUAUAAAGAAGAGCUGUGCACAAAAUCAAGAAUUCCUGGCUAUUUACAGACCAACAAACCUUCUAAGUGCAGCUGAUGAGUCGCUCCUUGGUUUAGUCGAAGACGUAGCUAGCCACCAAGAGGUACUUAUUGCUUGGGAUUCCAACAUACCUGCAAUAGAGUGGGAAACUAUGGCAGUUAACGGUGGGCCAGCUUUUUUUGCAAUAAGCUACUGGACCUCACACUCGAUCUCCCUCUGGCGCAACAUGUGAAGGUACCAACAAGAUUUCGAGAGAACAAGAGAGCGAAUUGUCUAGACCUAGUUUUCACUAAAGGCUUCUCUAAUAUCGACGAAGUGUAUUCCAAUGCACCUCUCGGGAAAAGUGAUCAUGCUACAUUAAUAUGGGAUUACUCGCUCUUCUGUCAACGCCAGAAGAGAACAGGAGGCCAACCUAAUAUAUGGAAGACAGAUUUUAACACGACGAAGAACGAAUUGCUGUCCAUGAAUUGGGACCAAUUACUGAAGGGAAAUCCGGAGGACAACUGGAGAUCUUUUAAGGCGAUUUCACUCGACCUGAUUCGGCGCUGUUGUCCACCUAAAGUACAAAAAAUAACUAAUUGACCUGCUUAAUUAACUAGGGACCUAAAUAGGCAGCUACGGAAGAAAAGCAAAAGAUGGAAAAUAUUCAGGGAAACUGCGUCACUAGCGCAUUUCGAAGAACUUCGUCGUCAACGAAAUGCAGUCAAAAAAUGUAUCCGUCAGGCACGGAAGGAGUACGAAUCCAUAAUUAUCCGACAGGCUGAACAGAAGCCCAAGAUUUAAGUUCACUACCUUAACAGUAGACUGAAAAAUAAGGACCCGUUCGCGGUGCUGGAGGAUGAUAAUGGUGUAGAGAUAAUUGAGAACAGCGAGAAAGCCGAGCACUUAGGGCAGUAUUUUGCCUCGGUUUUUACUAAAGAAACAGAGUUUCGCAGUCGUAGUGCCAGCACUGCUGUUGAGACUACUGGUCCCGUUCUUGACUCCAUACUCUUCCCGACAGCUGUCAUUGAAAGGGUGCUGCAAAAUCUCAAAGAAGCAAAGUCCUCGGGUCCAGACAAUAUACCGGCCAAAUUCUUGAAAAAAUUGGCGAAUGAAUUCUUCAAACCACUGGCACACAUCUUCCGCUCGUCAUCGGAAUGGAAGACAGCAAAUAUUUUUCCGAUACAUAAGGGCGGGGCUCGCACUAAUGCCAACAAUUACUGGGCUGUUAGUCUAACAUGUAUCUGCUGUAAAAUAAUGGAGGCCAUAGUUAAGAUAGCAACAGUGAAGUUCCUGGAGCAGGGCGAUUUACUCUCAGACCUGCAGCACAGCUUCAGACAGAACCGCUCCUGCCUUUCCAGUUUAUUGCUCUCGGCGGAGCAAUGGACUCGCGCACUGGACGAGGAUGUUAGGGUCGAUGUCAUCUACACAGACUUCAAGAAAGCCUUUGACAGCGUCUCACACAAACGCUUAGUCUACAAACUCUGA
This is a messenger RNA of Spirometra erinaceieuropaei, 2694 nucleotides long. NCBI's taxonomy places the organism in Eukaryota, Metazoa, Platyhelminthes, Cestoda, Diphyllobothriidea, Diphyllobothriidae. The record is from the annotation of a GenBank genome assembly.